AUGGACCAACCCCCAGUGACUAAGACGGCUACAAAUGAGGCAGACACCAUCGAUCUGGAUGCGCUGUCUCCCUCUGGCUUCUCAACUCCAUACCACAGGCAUAGCCAUGGCGGAGCCCACCGCCGUCACGAGACCCACCACCACAGGCUGUCCCAGCGUCGUAGAAGGACUCAGCGCCUUGGUGAGGUCCGAGACUUUGAGGACAAUGCCCUCUCACCCCGUGCCCCCCAGCACCCUCCCCACCACUCUCCCCACUCCCACCACCAUUCCCCCCACUAUGAUGAGGCCCACCAUCAUGAUGGAGCCCCCUGCUCCACAUCUAUUGUCCUCCAUCCUUCCCGGGGCCCCACCCUCUCCCACCCUUCCUAUGGCAAGGACCGCUCUGAUGAUGUGUGGCACCAUGGCGGCAGGAGACACCACGGUCGGCACUACCGUGGGGGGCCCCACCAGCACAGUGAGGUUUCCCACCCUAAUGAGCUCCACCACCAAGACAAGCCUUACAACUAUAAAGAGCCCCAGCGCUCAGACGACCCCCACCAGCGCAGUGAGGCCCGUCCCCAUGGCGGCCACCAGCAUCGUGAAGCUCACCACCACAGACGGUCUUUUCAUCAUGGAGAGAUCUAUUCCCACCAUUCCUCUGUGGCGUCCGACCACCACGGCACACCUCAGGACCACAAGCACCACCACGGGGAGCACCACCAUGCCGAGCACAGCCGUAGUGCACAUUAUGAUCACCUCCAUGGCGACCAGCACUACAGGGACCACCAGCACGGAACUUCUCAAGUCUCUGGCCCACACAAGUUCCACAGCAUGGUCAGUGCCUCCCUUCACUCUGCCUGUUCUCAUUCAGGGCCUCUCCAACUUCGCGGGGCACAUGCACAGAGCUCGGCCCUCGGCCUAACCCAUUCCCACAGUAUGGUUCUCACAUAUGUCUCCCAGAUCUCCAGCGAAGUCCAUCCUCUGAAUUCCUUCUCUAAAAUCUCAGAAAGCUGGACCGAAGAUGAGCAAACUCAGAAGCGCAGAACGAUCCGAGCCCAGCGGGCUCACAAGAAGAUGCACACUGCAGACCUCUUCCAUUGGUUGUGGGAAAAACUAAGCCACCUCAUUCAGGACCUCCGGAGAAUGCUCAGGAAUCUGACUGAGUCCCUGGUCUUUGAAGCUUUCAUCUUCCUUGUCAUCUGUCUCAACACCAUCAUGCUUGUGGCCCAGACCUUCACUGAAGUCGAGAUCCGGGGUGAGUGGUACUUCAUGGCCCUGGACUCCAUCUUCCUGUGCAUCUAUGUGGUGGAAGCUGUGCUCAAGAUCAUUGCUCUGGGCCUCAAGUAUUUUUCUGACUCCUGGAACAAUCUGGACUUCUUCAUCGUGGUUAUGGCCGUGCUGGACUUCAUGCUCAUGCAGCUCAGCUCCCUGUCCUCCUUGCCCAAUGUCUACAACCAAAGCAUCUUCCGGAUCUUCAGGGUCUUCAAGAGCCUGAGGGCCCUGAGGGCCAUCCUGGUCCUGAGGAGGCUCAGCUUCCUGACCAGCCUCCACGUACUGACCAGGAACCUUGCCCAGUCUUUGCCAUCCAUUGCUGCCGUCCUCAUCCUCAUGUUCACCUGCCUCUUACUCUUCUCUGUGGUGCUCCGGGCGCUGUUCCACCAAUCCGACCCCAAGCGCUUCCAGAACAUCUUCACCACCAUCUUCACCCUCUUCACCUUGCUCACCCUGGAUGACUGGUCCCUCAUCUACCUGGACAGCCGGGCUCAGGGCGCCUGGUACAUCAUCCCCCUUCUCAUGAUUUACAUCGUCAUCCAAUACUUCAUCCUCCUCAACCUGGUGAUUGCUGUUAUGGUGGACAGCUUCCAGAUGGCACUGCUCAGAGGCCUGCAGAAGGUGAAGCAGGAGAAGGCUGCGCAGAACCAUGAGAAGCUGCUGGAUGACUCCCUGGCGGAGCUCAGCAGAGCAGAUCCUGAAGAGGUGAUGAGUAAACACACUACACAGAAGCAACUCAUUGAGAAAAAACUGGGGACCAUGACGGAGAAGCAGCAAGAGCUCCUGGUCCACUUCCUACAGCUGGUGGCUGGGGUGGAGCAACAUCAACAGAAAUUCCGCUCCCAGGCCUCCAUCACUGAUGAGAUUGUGGACACUGCAUUUGAGGCUGGAGAGGAGGACUUCAGGAAGUGAACCC
Messenger RNA from Manis javanica (Malayan pangolin), 2167 nucleotides. The record is from RefSeq and is a predicted model, not a curated record. Lineage: Eukaryota; Metazoa; Chordata; Mammalia; Pholidota; Manidae.